AUGCAGAUGCCUGUAUUUCUAACUGAACCUCCACAGAUUCAGACAAGUCCGUCACCAAGGAAACAGAAAAAACGUACAAAACGAACACGGACGAACGGUUACGUUGGUGAUGAAACUUUGGCGCUAGCACUUGUACCGGAAGUAAUGACCGUUAGAUCUUCACGCAAUGAAAAACACCAGGGAAAUCAACAAGACACCUCAAGAUCGGAAAAAAAAAAAUUUCAAAGGGAAAGGACUCAGUUAGGUGAUAAAGUGGAGAUUAAAGUUGGAGACAACCUCAGUGAUUCAGGAGAUGGUAUAACAGAAGAUUUAAUUGAGCAGACUAUCGUUGAUGUGGAUGAUACUAAUAAAGAAGAAGAGGUCGCUGUUUUAACUGACGCGUCUACGUCAACGAGCGGAGAUGACACGGCUAGACAGCCUGCCCUGUUUGCCGCCGACGUCCGUGCUGGUCUGCAGAGGGCUUACCUUGAAGGCAUAGAGUAUAUGCGACUAAAGAUCAAAGAAACAGAAGAGGAACUUACACAGAUAAAGUUGAGCUUUUAUCAAUGUGAGGAAGCAGAUGAUGAAAACUAUGAGAACUAUCUGGUACAGUGUAACGAGCAAUUUCUACAAGCAAACAACGAUCUACGGAGAAAGAACGUUAAGUUAAAAGUAAUCGACAGUGAGAUGGAACUGGUUUCACUGUUAAACCAACUUCGGGACAAAAUGGAAGUUGACAAAGGCGAGAUAGCGUUCUUGUCGGAAUUCUGGGAGAACUUGAAGAGUACGAUGGAAAGUGUGAAGGUACUUGUGAAUAAGUUCAAAACAAGUGUCGUAGAUCGUUUGCGUGGAAACUGUAUUAGUUAUAACAAUGGGGAUAUUCACUUGGAUGUGUCGGAAAGAUACACUAAAGAAAUUAAAAAUUAUCUGGAAGAGCUAGAGCUACAACUUGAAAAUACAUUACAACUUAUUCAAAGUUUUGCUAAUGGAAUACACCAGGAUUUAUUCUCCCAUACGAAAUUCACGGAAGGUAUUCUUGUGGCAUGUGAUCUCAAAGCCUUCCCGAUACUUCGACUAUUUCCGGAUCUUACGGAAAAAGUCGAGGCAAUGUGCUCAACGGCAUUUGUUUGGUUAGACCGGGACGAACGCUAUAUGUACGAAAUCAACGAUUACAUACGAGAAACUAGAACAAUGACAAAGAAACGAGUAGAAGACCUAAAGGUCCAGAAGGAGAAAAUGAAGAAAUUCGAAAAAGCCGUGAAAUCAGCAAAUAUUAUGUUACAUAAUAACAAAGAAAAACUUCAGAAAUUGGAAUCGGAUCUUAAUCAGUUAGAGCUUACAUUUAAUGCAUAUAAACAGCAAAUGAACUCAAAGUGUGGGGAAAAGUCUCAGAAGGAAAGUAUGGUAGAUUUUCUAAAAAUAACUCUAUCUCAAACGAAGAAGAACUACAACUUACAACUGAAGAGACAGAGGUUGUUAAAGCAGGUGGAAUCAUUGGAAGACUUUUUGAAAAGUCUUGAACGGGAUUUAAGUAGUGUUCAAACUAAAAUACAAGAGAAAGCACAACAGAAAGACAUAUUGGCAGUGAAACUAGAGACCAAUGAAAAGUCCUACGGUGCCCUGAAAACUGAUCUUGAAAGUUUUACUGACAACCUAGACAAACUUGAGCAAGAAGUUAACGGACUAUCAGGACAGUUGUUACAGCUGGAAAUUAUUCAGACUUUUAAAUCUUCUCCAGAGAACAUAGAUGGAGUGUUUGAUCGGCCACAAUCUGUGAAACUAGCCCCUUCUCUCAAAGAGAAAAUCAAGAGAAAAAGAAAAAUAAUGCCCCCUGUUCAUUGAUGUUAACAUUGAAAUACCGGCAAUUGUUUGAUAUUUAGAAUAUUGGACCGAUUACAUCACAAAGCAUGUCAGAAAAUGGUUUACCAUCGCAUAAACUGAUGUGUUUAAACUCCACAAAAGUUAUUUUCUAAGUGGACCGAAUAAAUGGCAACCCUUUAACUUGAGAAAAAGUUUCUGUAACACAUGCAUACUAAAUACCAUAGAGUAGUUUUAGUUAAGAUUUAACAGUUGUGAGUCAAAUCAUCAAAAUGGAAAAAAACUGCGGGGGAAAAAUGUGUGCUCAUUAUUGCAUGUGCAAAUGUUUUUAAGCAGAAAAAUGAGAUAACCUUAUUAUAAAUGCCACAAAGUCUUCCGUUCGAAACAGCUACUCCAAACUGAUAUCAUUUCUGAUUUAUUACCGCCGAUAAAAUAUGCUGUAAAUUAGACAGAAGACAUAGCUUAUACAGCAAAACAAAGAUACGAGGUAUAAAUUAACAAGCACAUGUUACGAAAUGUUACGGACUUUUCAAGGACAGUCAAAGACUUUAAUUUUUGUAUUUAAGAUGUUAAGAACUUUGACUGAUACAAAAAAUACAUGGACUUUUUUAAUGCAAUGAGCCAAAACAACAUUCGGUUUCUUUUUUAUUACGUGAUCGACAUUGCAAGCGGAAGUACGAAAGUAAGGCAUCUAAAUAAAUAUGCCGGCCAUUUGUUAAACAUUUCACACAUUACCUUCCUUGUUACCGUAGGAAAAGUAGUUCAUUUUUAAAGCCUCUUAUUUAGUAUGGAUAUUUUCGAAAAUCAUUCUUUAAAAACAUGUAAUUUUAGUUAAAGAAACUUAUAGAUACAAUGUGUAUUGCAUUUGAAGUGAAAAGAAUAUUGCAUAUGUAGUGAACAGAGUUUCCUUAUUUCCGACAAUUUCUAUUCUAUAACGUUAGUAACAGAAUAUGAACUAUAUCUCCAUAUUUUGACAUUUUAUAGAUGAUUUCUGUUGACAGAAAAUGUCUAAGGCUAGCUAAAAUACCUUUACUAAUUACAUUAUCUUUUGAAUUUUUACAAAAUUCAGACAUAAUGCUUAUUUCGUCGCUGUCAAGUUGAGCUGUAAAACUAUUAUAAUUAUGUUUGACAAAUAAUUUUAAAUGACAAAUGUUUAGGACAAAACGUAGAAGCUGCCUGAAAAUAAAAAAGACUGCCCUACUAUUUUUACCAGUUAAACGUUUACAAGAAAUCCUAAAAAAUAUAUAUAAGAUUUCAGCGGGUUAAAUGGCUUAUUUAUUGAUAAUUCAUACAAAGAUUAUGUGUACCAAUCAUGGUAAUAGUAAAAAUAUUUUGACUCACUUGGGAGG
Molecule: messenger RNA, 3146 nt
Organism: Ruditapes philippinarum (Manila clam)
Lineage: Eukaryota; Metazoa; Mollusca; Bivalvia; Venerida; Veneridae
Product: restin homolog
Exons: 3
Coding region: 1-1821 (606 amino acids)
Source: RefSeq, a predicted model, not a curated record